Messenger RNA from Opisthocomus hoazin, 2742 nucleotides. The record is from RefSeq and is a predicted model, not a curated record. Lineage: Eukaryota; Metazoa; Chordata; Aves; Opisthocomiformes; Opisthocomidae.
AUGGUCCUGCCUGUGCUGCUUCGCAUCGGCUGUAUUGGCUUGGUGUUUGCGUGCAAUGCGGUGAUGUGGACGGUCUUUGCGAAAGCCCUGCGACUCUCCUUCUCCUCAGCCGCUGCCUCUGUGACGACAACAGCCUCCAACUUCAUCUCUUCAGCCAUCCUGGGCAAGCUUCUCUUCGGGGAGACGUGGACACCUCUGUGGUGGGUCGGCUUCGCCGUGACGCUCUGUGGCCUCAUGCUGCUGCAUACGGCUGCGCCCCCGCCAGCGUGGCUCCCAGCAGAGAAGAAGGAGGUCAUCACGGGCUGCAGCUUCAUCCUGCCUGUGGGAGUUGGGGAUGGAGGUUGGCUGCAUGAGCAGCUCGCCUCCUCCCCUGAAAAAGCGGAGCCUCUUCGUUUUAACAGCACGAGGUGUAGCCUGUGGAUGUGUGUCCACACUGCAAUCACCAGUGCGGUCAUACAUGCACACUCGAAGCUGGUUCAUGGCUCAGUGGCAGGAGGGUGGAUACGGCCCUGGAGUAACUGCACCCACCCUGCUGGACCAUUUCCAAGCACACAUUGUGGGCUGCAGGAUCGCACGGAGCAGACUCCCUGGGUGGUGCUGGGAUGGGGUCAGAGCAAUACGGUUUUCAUUCCUUCUGGAGGAACCUACCUGAGGGUCACUGGGAUUGACUUUCUCAAGAGCGAGAACUGCCGCCUGCACCACACGGAUGCGUACAACAUCAACAACCUGGUGGUGCGGCGUGGGAAGGACUUUCAGCUCCUGCUCAGCCUCAGCAGGGAGCUGAAGGCUGCCGACAGCCUGACUCUGCAUUUCAGCAUCGGCGAAACGCCAACGACAGUUAGGGGGACUCUGGUGUCGCUGGACCCGAAGGAGGAGGAGGAUAGCAAUGGGUGGAAAAUCUCCGUCGUCAAGAACAGCGGCAAAGAGUGCCUGCUGUCUGUCACCAGCUCACCCGCGGCCCCGGUGGGAAAAUACACCCUGAACGUGAAGGCUGGGACUAGCACUUACAAGCCCCAAAACAGUGCUGUCUACCUUUUGUUCAAUCCUUGGUGUGAAGAUGAUGUUGUCUUCCUGGCUGAUGAGGCGCAGAGAAAGGAGUACGUGCUCAACGAUACAGGCUACAUCUAUGUCGGGUCUGCAUACAGCAUAUACGGUAGACCCUGGAAUUUUGGUCAGUUUGAGGAAUUCGUCUUGGAUGCCUGCAUGUAUCUGCUGGACAAAAGCAGACUCAAGCUAAGCAGUAGAAGGGAACCUAUGUCAGUGUCCAGAUCCAUGUCUGCUUUGGUUAAUGCCAACGAUGAUAAUGGGGUGCUACUGGGGAACUGGUCAGGGAAUUACAACGGCGGGACCUCCCCUUCGGAUUGGAUUGGGAGCGUCUCCAUUUUGCAGGAGUAUUACAAAACGAAGAGGCCAGUCCGUUAUGGUCAGUGUUGGGUCUUCGCAGGAGUCCUCACUACAGUCAUGCGCUGCUUGGGGAUCCCGUCCCGCUGCGUGAGUAACUUCAACUCGGCACACGAUACGGAGGAGAACCUGAGAGUUGACAUUUACCUGAACGAAUAUGGAGAAAAGCUGAACUCGCUGUCCGUCGACUCCAUCUGGAACUUCCACGUGUGGAACGACGUCUGGAUGAAGCGGACGGACCUGCCGUCAGGGUUUGAUGGCUGGCAGGCAGUCGAUUCAACCCCUCAGGAGCGAAGUGAAGGUAUUUUCCAGUGUGGUCCAUGCCCGUUGAAAGCUAUCCGAGAAGGGGAUGUGUAUUUGCCUUUCGACAGCAAGUUUGUGUAUGCAGAAGUGAAUGCUGACAAAGUCUACUGGCUCGUCAAAAAGGUGAACGGCCAGAAUACGUACACCAAGAUUAGCACGGAGACCCGAGGCGUCGGCAUGAAUUUAAGCACAAAAGCUGUGGGGCGGAACAUGCGGCAAGACAUCACCAUGGAGUACAAGUACCCUGAAGGCUCUGCAGAGGAAAGGAAGUCUAUGGAGAGAGCUUCCUCAUUCAUAAACUCUCCAAGAAUGAUGAUUCGUGCAAGCUAUGCUUCAGUGACUCCCAUGGCCUUCACGACUGAGGUCCUCCAGGACACGGUCUCCAAGACUGGGCUCCAGCUUGACGUAACCCAUACAAAACCUUUGUAUCCUGGCAAUCCCCUUGAAAUGGCCAUCACAGUGAAGACCUCUACUCCUGGGAGCUGGACCAUCAAUCUUUCUGGCUCCUGCCAGCUGCAGUCCUAUACUGGGAAAGUUCAGGCCAGCCUUGGGCACAUUAAGGAGACCGUCAAGCUUGAAGGCGAAUCUGAGACACAGGUCCCUCUGAAAAUCACACCCGACGCAUACAUGAAGACACUGGACUCAGUGGAAGACGAAGGGCUCAUCCACAUCACCACCAUUGCCGAGGUCCAGGAGACGAAUGACAAACUCACCAAGGAGAUGACGAUGAACUUCGAGUACCCCCCCAUCACCGUCCAGAUGCCAGAAAAGGCCAAACUGAACGAGGAGUUCCGCUGUGCCUUCAUCUUCAAGAACAAGCUGAACAUAGCCAUGGAAAACUGCAAGCUGCUGGUGGAGGGCUUGGGCAUGUUUAAGAUGUCAACAUUUGAUCAGGGAGACCUAAAGCCUGGCAAGAUCAUGAAGUCUGAAAUAAUAUGCACUCCUACGAAACUAGGAGAGAAGAAAAUAGUAGCCAAGCUGACCUCGACCCAGAUCAAAGCGAUCUCUGCAGAGAAGGACAUAAUCAUCACUGAGUAG